Betta splendens (Siamese fighting fish) is the source of this 2239-nucleotide messenger RNA. Its product is annotated as olfactory receptor 51F2-like. Gene Ontology annotation, cellular component: membrane. NCBI's taxonomy places the organism in Eukaryota, Metazoa, Chordata, Actinopteri, Anabantiformes, Osphronemidae. Gene Ontology annotation, molecular function: olfactory receptor activity; G protein-coupled receptor activity. The transcript has a single exon. Gene Ontology annotation, biological process: G protein-coupled receptor signaling pathway. The coding region runs from base 8 to 964 and encodes 318 amino acids. The record is from RefSeq and is a predicted model, not a curated record.
UGCUACUAUGUUAAAUGACACAUUUGUUCGUCCUGCAAUGUUUUAUCUUAACGGGUUUUCCGACCUGCCUCAUGCUACAUAUUUCUAUGUGUUCCUGUGCUUUGUGUACAUUAUGACUGUUGUUGGGAACGGUUUUCUGAUGUCUGUGAUUUACCUGGUGAAGACUCUUCAUUCUGCUAAAUACAUGAUUGUGUUCAGCCUGGCUUUAACAGAUCUGUGUGGCAGCACUGCUCUCAUCCCUAAAGUCCUGGACACGUUCUUGUUUGACAGGAGGUACAUUGUCUAUGAGGCGUGUUUGAGUUACAUGUUCUUUGUGUGGUUCUUUGCCUUCGUACAGUCGUGGACACUCGUAACUAUGUCUUUUGACAGGUUCGUAGCAAUUUGCUUUCCUUUGAGGUACCACAGUAUUGUGACCAAACCAGUUGUGGCUGUAAUUCUUUUCUUUGUUUGGUUUUGCUCAUCAAGUCUCUUAGCUAGUGAUGUUGGGCUCAUCAAUCGUCUCUCUUUUUGUGGGUCCUUAGUGGUACAAAGCUUUUUCUGUGACCAUGGGCCAGUAUAUUAUCUGGCCUGUAAUGACACAUCUGUAAAUGACCACAUUGGAAAUUUCGUUAUUGCUGUAAUCAUGUGUAUUCCUUUAGUAUUGAUAGCCUUAACGUAUGUUUGUGUUGCUGUUGCUCUGAGCAGGAUUACAUCAGGAGCUGAGCGGCUAAAAGCUGUGCAAACUUGUACUUCUCAUAUUAUUCUUGUUGCUAUAUUUUUCCUACCAUUACUGGGCACAAACGUAGCUGUUAUGACGUCCUACCUUCACCCUAACACUAGGAUCAUCAACUCUACUUUGACACACACUAUUCCAGCUCUCCUCAACCCCAUCAUCUACUCUUUAAAGACCGAAGAAGUGAUGACCUCUGUCAGAAGGCUGUUUAAAAACAAUAGGCUAAGAAAUGUGAAGUUAUCAACAUUAUAAAAGUGUUAAAACUAAAUACUUUGUCAGGACUUCAUUCGUUGUGAUGUGUUGUUUUAAUGUUUUGUGUUGUGCGGAUACUGUAGCAAAAACUCAAAUCCCAUUCACAUGCUGAAUUUUGUCAGGAACCUUUACAAAAACAAGAUGACUUGAACCACCUUCUCCAAUGAUCUAAAUGUACAGUAACUGCUGUGUUGAUAAAUUAAAGGGUCAAAAUUGCAUAAACAUUCAAAUGUGUAAAAUAAAAUCUCUAGAAUUACAGUAUUACUUUAAAGCUCUAAGGGUUUGUCACUGACUGUGUGAAACAAAAUGAUUUGAAAUGUGGCUCAGUGCAGCAGCUGUCAUCAAGGAAGUUAUAGAAACACAUUAUGAAUGAGACUGAAUAUGUUUGGUUUCACAUGAGACAUGGGUAAACAUAAACUACAACAUGCUAAGAAACAAAGUGGUUUACCUUUGUCUUCACCUCCUGUCUAACCUCACUACCUCCCAUGUGUUAUCCUAUGAAUGUUGUAUUUGCUUCUUUAUGCAAAAUAGUCAAACACAACCUUGAAUCCAAAGAUUUUCCAUUAUAACCUAAUCAGUCAGAGUUUCUUAUUAUAAGUAUGUGUCAGAAAAACAUCAAUGCAGGAAAACAUUACCUUUAAAAUAUUGUUUCAAUGAAUAAUCACAGCCGUGAGUUACAAAAGACGAUGGAAUCAAAAACAUGAUUUCUAAAAUAAGAGGGUUACAACAAUUAAAUGAUAAAAAAACAACCCAGAAUAUUCCAGAGUAGAGAGAGUUUUAUUGUUGUCUCUUUUUUAAACUUGGUGAAUAGAAAGCUCAGGAGACGCACAGAGAUGCAGCUACCUGUCCUUCUGCUGCCCACAAUGAAAGACCUACACAAUAAAAGCAUUUGUCUCAUGGUACAACUUGCUUUAGAGAAGCCAGUAGUUCUUGUUACUGUACUUACUAAAGCAUACAUUGAUUGCUCUGUGUAGCUACUGUGAUAUUCUCUGCUUUACCCAGGUAAUUGUAAUUGGUUUACUAUGUUAAACGAUACAUUUGUUCGUCCUGCAGCGUUUUAUCUUAACGGGUUUUCCGACCUGCCUCAUGCGAAGACUCUUCAUUCUGCUAAAUACAUGAUUGUGUUCAGCCUGGCUUUAACAGAUCUGUGUGGCAGCACUGCUCUCAUCCCUAAAGUCCUGGACACGUUCUUGUUUGACAGGAGAUACAUUGUCUAUGAGGCUUGUUUGAGUUACAUGUUCUUUGUGUGGAUAUUUGCCUUCGUACAGUCGUGGA